Colletotrichum aenigma is the source of this 846-nucleotide messenger RNA. It is a transcript of the gene LAM1-0, whose product is annotated as 3-hydroxyacyl-CoA dehydrogenase-like protein LAM1. Gene Ontology annotation, molecular function: oxidoreductase activity, acting on the CH-OH group of donors, NAD or NADP as acceptor; NAD+ binding. Bases 1 to 846 code for a protein of 281 amino acids. Gene Ontology annotation, biological process: fatty acid metabolic process. The transcript has a single exon. NCBI's taxonomy places the organism in Eukaryota, Fungi, Ascomycota, Sordariomycetes, Glomerellales, Glomerellaceae. The record is from RefSeq and is a predicted model, not a curated record.
AUGUGGGCCUCGACGGGCCGCCCGGUCAUCAUCUACGACGUCAGUUCGAAGGCAUUGGCAUCAGCAGCUGUUUAUAUUGGAGACGCAUUGACUGCAGUUUGCGCUGUGCGCGAGACCCAUCCCGGUCGCGUCUCUACGACCAUAGUGCUUGAAGAGGCAUGUACUGCCGACCCGUGGAUGGCGAUUGAAGCGCUACCAGAGGAUCCCGAGAUCAAACGCGAAAUGCUCGGCAGGGUUGACGCAUUGGUACCGGAAGACUGCAUCAUUGCCUCCAACAGCUCGACAUGGCCCACUUCGGCGCUCAGAACUCUGAUUGCCCGCCCUGAGCGUUUGCUCAACACUCAUUACCAUCUGCCUCCUCGCAAUACUUACGUGGAGCUGAUGACUUGCGGUGCUACUGAUCAGCAACUCAUGCCUUUCCUGGAAGAACAGAUGCGAACCGUUGGCUUUACUCCGUUGGCUCUGCCCCACGAGUCGGUGGGCUUCGUUUUCAACCGCAUUUGGUCUGCAGUAAAGACAGACACACUGAGGGUCCUGCAAGCUGAGCUUGCUUCCCCCAGAGACAUAGAUGCGCUUUUCCGAGAUUUCUUUCAUGCCGAGAAAGGACCUUGCGAGAAGAUGGACGAGGUUGGAUUAGACACAGUCUGGCAGGUAGAGAGGAACAGGGUGAACAUGGGUGUGAUUGAUCCCAAAAAAGCGGGAUAUGCAGAUUGGCUGGAAGAGAACUACGUCUCCAGGGGAAGACUGGGCGAAAAGACUGGAGAUGGACUGUACACUGCCGAAGAAAGGAGGGUUUUGGCACAAAGGAGGGCAUCAGCAAAGCGGUCUUACUUGAAGCUGCAGUAA